Messenger RNA from Brassica rapa (field mustard), 3136 nucleotides. RefSeq names its product solute carrier family 35 member F1. NCBI's taxonomy places the organism in Eukaryota, Viridiplantae, Streptophyta, Magnoliopsida, Brassicales, Brassicaceae. The record is from RefSeq and is a predicted model, not a curated record. Gene Ontology annotation, cellular component: membrane. Gene Ontology annotation, biological process: transmembrane transport. Gene Ontology annotation, molecular function: transmembrane transporter activity.
GAUGUUAAUUUAACCUUUUAGUUAAAAUAUACUAAUAUAUUACAUAAAUCAAAUGUUCUACAUUCAUCUUUAAAAAAAAUUACAUUUAAAGCUAUGAUUGUCUCUCUAACUACCAACAAUUGUUAACAUCUUCAAUGGAAAAGAAAUGUUGUGGGCCAAGUGGUAUCACUAUUUUCUCAUUGCUUUUAGUUGAUGUGGAGAGGAUUUUUCUCGGUGAGUCUUCUUGUUGACACACUCUUCUUCUUGUUGACAAUGUAAUGAGAUUUUGGAGUUUAGAAAUGUAAAUACUUGCAUGACAUUCUUGUUGCUGCUGUGGUCAAAGUAAUAUGUUGUUCUUUCGGGUUACUAAAACAAAAACUUUACCUUCAUGUCCAAUGGCGGAGGUAGUUCUUUACCCAUGUGGUUUUCUACAAAAAACAAAUUGUUUGGAUAUUGAAGAAAAAGAACUGAAAAAAUAUCACCAACUUAACUCCUUCACCCAUGUAAUAUAAGCUUAUAGGGAAUUGACCCCUCUAAUAAAUGAUUUGGAGGGCUCUGCCACUUUUCAUGUUCUAUAUUGAGAUUUUAAACUACUUCCAUUUGCUUUUACGGUGGUGAAAGUGAAUUAGUACACACUUACCAGUCCUUAGGAAGUUUUGAUGAAAACAUUCGAUUUGGCUACUAAAUUUUAAAUAGUUAUAAUCCAUCUUGUUAAUUAUUUUUUGAUGUUUUCAUAUAUAUUUAAAACCAUAUUAAAUAUUUAUUAUAAAUACAUCAAUUUUUACAGUUGUAAAUUUUUUAACUAAUAGUAAUUUAACAAACACCGUUAUUUUUUUGUAAAGUUUUAGUAUUAGUUAAUAAAAAGUUCAUAUAAAAUUUGAAAGAUCUAGUUUAACAUAAUGUGGAAUGGAGUAUUAUUCGUAGUAGACCCGUCUCACUGUUUUGAUGGACCCUGUGCAUAUUUUAUCUGAAUAACAAAAAAAUUGUCUGAAAAAUGGUCUUAGAUUAUUUUAAAAAGGCUCUAAAUUACACCUAAAAUUGUCUAAAUUUGUUUUGGGUCCUGUGCAAAAACUCCUUCUGCACACCCAUAGAGACGGCUGAUUCAUAGAUCACUUGAUCCUCAAAUAAUCACAAUUUUAUUAAGAUUAAUUUUAAAAUAUUAUGAUAUUCUAAAUUUCAAAUAAGAACAGAUCUCUUAUUCCAUCACAAGCUUCAUGAACCAAAACAGUUGAAAGCUAAAACAACAUAAGGAAAAAACUAUAGUACUUUCGCAAAAAAAAAAAACUAUAAUAUUUAUCUCAUGCAAUAAAAGUUGCCGAUAAGAAAGUCAAAAUAAAAUCAUCCUAGGAUAUUUUUAAUAGUAGUCCAUGAUGACAUAAUACAUAUAUGAGAUAUGAAGUUUCAUAUCAUUAGUUCCUUUUGUCACAACGUGAUUUUGAUUAAUUUAUGUAGAGUAUUACUAUAUAUAUCAACUAUCUGAAUUCAAUAUCAUUAAACUAGUAGCCAAUGAUUCUUGUAGAAUAGAAAAGGACUUGCCUCCAGUCUCCUCUCUGGAUCUGAUCCACUGUAUUGUCUUUGUAUUUUACAUUCACCAUAGCUUUCAAUUUUUUGGCUUCACUGGAUUGUUUGAAGGAAGGAAACAAAAACAGUAAUGGUGUUUUUCAGCUUUAAUGAGAUCAAGAAGAAGAAGGAGACUCUCAUAGGACUUGUCUUGGGACAGAUCCUCUCCCUUCUCUCUACUUCAAUUGGCUUUACAACCUCUGAGCUCGUCAGAAAAGGUAUCAAUGCUCCAACAUCACAGUCGUUCCUAGGUUAUGUGUUACUGGCAAUUGUAUAUGGAAGUAUAAUGCUAUAUCGAAGAUCUGUAAUUAAGGCCAAAUGGUAUUACUAUUUCCUGCUUGCUCUAGUUGAUGUCGAAGGCAACUUUCUUGUGGUAAAGGCAUUUCAGAACACAUCAAUGACAAGUGUCAUGUUACUGGACUGCUGGGCGAUCCCGUGCGUUUUGGUGUUGACUUGGGUUUUUCUAAAGACAAGAUACAGUUUGAUGAAGAUCAGUGGUGUGGUUGUAUGUAUUCUUGGUGUUGUCAUGGUCGUUUUCUCAGACGUCCAUGCAGGGGAUCGAUCUGGAGGAAAAAAUCCUGUAAAAGGGGAUUUUCUUGUGAUAGCUGCAGCAACCUUGUAUUCUUUCAGUAAUACCAGUGAGGAGUUCUUUGUGAAGAAUGCAGACAGAGUUGAACUCAUGUCCUUUGUGGGCCUUUUCGGUGCAAUCAUUGGUGCAAUUCAGAUAAGCAUAUUUGAACGUGAUGAGCUCAAUGCUAUUCACUGGUCAACUGAGGCAGUGUUGCCUUAUAUUGGAAUUGCAAUCGGUGUGUUUCUUUUCUACACCAUACUCACAGUUUUACUCAAGACCAAUGGUACAGCAAUGUUCACUCUCUCACUACUCACAUCAGACAUGUGGGCGGUUCUGAUCCGCAUUUUCGCUUACCAUGAGAAGGUUGAUUGGCUCUAUUAUUUGGCAUUUGCUACUACAGCUAUUGGACUGAUCAUAUACUCAAUGUACAGUCUUUUCUCCAUCUUUCUUCAACUCCAUUAUAUAUACUUCACUUCAGAGAUCAGUAUUCUUAACCCCUUGUGUUCCCUAUACUUGAUAUUCUCAUUCUCAGGAAAGAGAAUGAUCAGGAGAAGCAAAGUGGGGGAGAACAACAGAUAAAGCUGUUGGAUGAGGAAGAUGGUGAUUCACUUCGAGCCAGGCUUACAGGUGCUUCCACCUGAACACAAAGCCUGAGGUUUCAUGUUGUCUAUGUGAGAAAUUAGAUUAUUGCUUCUAGCAAGAAGAAAUGGACUUUUGUGCGAAGAGAAGUUUGUAAAUCUAUAACACAAUUCGUAACUAUAAAGAGUGGAAAAAGGUUUUUAUAGAAGUUACUUCAAAUGUAUCAACUUCUGUUUAUUCUUAUAUUUUUAUUUAACUUACUACUACAAGUAUAAGAAGCUGCAUCUCCACACAGCUCUAGUACAGUCACUUGAAACCUCAUCUCUAUGUACACAAACGUCAGAGCAAAGAACUCGUGUAAGCACCAGACAGAUCCAGUGGCAAAAUAGCUCCUUCUCUGUUUCUUGGUUUGGUGGUUUUGAUAAUGUGUUUUUAACGGUAUGCGUC